AAGGGUGAAAAACAGAACGCUAAUCGCCAAUUCGUCGUGGCCAUAUAAGUAGGAGGAGCGAAGCAAAGAAGAGGGGUGCUUUACUACCCGAUAACAUCUCACCCUUGUGAUCAGCACAACAUCGAUGACUUGAAUCAUUUUGCAAGCGAAGAUCACUACAGUUUUAGUCUUUCUCGAGAGAAGUCUUCGAACUUAUGUCGUAGUAUAGUUGCCUUUGCGGUUGUUAUAGCUUUUUUCUUGUAAUUUUUUUAACGUUUCGUUUCGUAUUUCGUGAAGUACAUACAUAGAUUCGAGACGUUUGUUCAAUACCAGUACUCCAGUUCGCGAAAUUUCACUUUUUUUAAAAACGUUGUGAUCGAUCAUCAGUUCCAAUUUAUUCAACGUUUCGUUUCGUUUCCAACCAGCGCAGUAUUUUCGAUCUUCAAUCCAGAAGAGCUCGUUUAGUUGAUCUCUACCAAAUUUUAUUUUACCGACACGAUGGAUCAGGAUGGAAACUUGUACCCAGAAUUGAUCGCGCUGCAAAGACAGCUUUCGAUGAAUCGACGGGCACCUUCGGUUCCAGUUGUUCAAUUAACAGCCGCUGAUGCAUUUGCCAAUGCUCUCGAUGGAUCUCGGUUAUCACACCGCCAGCAUCCUUAUCGGCUUAUACCAUCGACAGCCUACCCUUCGAGGACGCCGACAUAUCAACCAGUAACAUCGAUGCGCUCAUCAUCAACACGAAAUUCCGUGAAUAAUCAUCCUCAGCCUAUUCCGCCUACACCACCGAGAGUCCGAAACGGCAUCGCCGAAGGUUACAUUCCAUAUUUGACACCAGCGGACCUCGCUCGCGAUCCUGCUCGUCUUGCUUUAUUAGAUCGAGCUUUCGAGAUUUUCUCGUCUCAGAUGGAGCAUAUGCGAUCAUCCUAUCCUACUUCGGCUCAAUCUCAAAACGGUUACUCUUCGCCACAGCUUCCUAUUCCAUCAACCGUUCCUGCUCCUGCUCCUGCUCCAGAUCAAUCUCACAACAGUUAUUCUUCUUCGCUGCAUCGUAUUCCACAUCCACCAUCCCCUCCUACUCCAUCCCAAUCACCACUUUCAUUCUGCUCAGAAGACGAAUCAUCGCAGUCAGAUGAUGAUCUAAGAGAUCCUGUGAUUGACAUUAAUACGCCACCGGCCAUUUCUGACCUGCUUCUGGCUGCCAUUGAAGUAAAGCCGUUCAUGCUACCAGGAGAAAAUCGCCGUCCGGAAACAUUUGUGACCCAGUUUGAAACAUAUGCGGAUUUGCUAAGGCUGAAUGAUGAGCAGAAACGAGUGCUUUUUGCCAGGUACGCUUACAGAGACAACGACUUGCGUUUCAAAGCCCUGAAAUACGAUUUUACAUACGAGGACGCAAAAACCUCCUUCCUGGACUUGGUCCGCAAUAACGUAUUGUAAUCUCCUUUGGGAAAAAUUUCGAACUAUAAAGGAUCCGAAAAAAUCUGGUUUUAUGAAGUGCGUAGGAACAAUGUUUUGUAAAUAGUUGAGCUUGUACUUAAGUUUGUUUUUUUGAAUGUACGGUUUUUUUAAUUCCUUUUUUAUGUUUCGAUGUUUUAUUUUUACCUAUUCAUUUUUUCAACGUAUUCUAUAAUCAUUUCUGUGGUACAUAGAUAUCUAUUAUUUAUUAUAGAUAUACUCAUUAUGAUUUUAUGCACAUACUUAUUACAAUUUAUCAUUUAUUUUUAAAUGAUUGUUGCACUAUUUUUUUUUUAAAUUUGUACAUAAACUGUUUUAAGUUUGAAUUCAAAGUGCAAAAUAU
Molecule: messenger RNA, 1774 nt
Organism: Planococcus citri (citrus mealybug)
Lineage: Eukaryota; Metazoa; Arthropoda; Insecta; Hemiptera; Pseudococcidae
Exons: 2
Coding region: 478-1413 (311 amino acids)
Source: RefSeq, a predicted model, not a curated record